Messenger RNA from Drosophila obscura, 510 nucleotides. RefSeq lists its product as uncharacterized. Bases 69 to 338 code for a protein of 89 amino acids. The transcript has a single exon. NCBI's taxonomy places the organism in Eukaryota, Metazoa, Arthropoda, Insecta, Diptera, Drosophilidae. The record is from RefSeq and is a predicted model, not a curated record.
UUGCGAAUCGGACAUCAAUUCUAUUGCGAGCGUUGAACAGUCAGUAUCAGAAUCAGUCUACUCCAAACAUGGCCUACGAAACUCUGCUCAACAGCACGUACAGUCCUGUGUGCGUUAAAAAGACCUACACCCCAUCGAAGGCCGUUAAGAAGAUCCUCAAAAUGGCCUGUAAACUGCUAACGACAUCGUCCACCACCUCCAAGGGGCACAGGGAGCUCAAGAACACGCCAACCCACACUCAGCAGCCUCAAAUACUCGUGCUCAGCGAAGAAGAAUUACAGAACUCCCAAAACGAAGAGUGGGAAGCAGCGGCGCCCGCGCCACUUUUGCAACUGUGAUCGAGCGAGAGGAUCGUCCUGAACAUCUAGAAACAGCUUUAAGACUACGCCGGAAUCGGUCUCUAAAUAUCCGAGCAGCUUUAACGCCCCACUCAACAAGUGGAAAUUACUUAAAUGCAGCCAACUAAGCUUUAAUCAUUGUCUUCCAUCUAUGUAAAUUUAAGUGACUGAA